This is a messenger RNA of Cotesia glomerata, 6910 nucleotides long. Its product is annotated as glycogen synthase kinase-3 beta. Gene Ontology annotation, molecular function: ATP binding; protein serine/threonine kinase activity. Gene Ontology annotation, cellular component: nucleus; cytosol; cytoplasm. Lineage: Eukaryota; Metazoa; Arthropoda; Insecta; Hymenoptera; Braconidae. The record is from RefSeq and is a predicted model, not a curated record. Bases 2008 to 3339 code for a protein of 443 amino acids. The transcript has 9 exons. Gene Ontology annotation, biological process: signal transduction; protein phosphorylation; negative regulation of canonical Wnt signaling pathway.
UACUUAUAUACAUAUACAUUUGAUUGGUACUGAUAAUAAUUAAAAUAUAUAUAUAUAUGUAUAUAUACUAUAAAAAACUGACAGUGUGAAUGACAAAAACGGUCGUGACGCCGCCCACACGUCGUCGUCGUCGUCGUCGUAGUUAACGCGGAGCUUUGCUUUCGUCGUCGUCCCCACGGGAAAAUGGUGUGCACGACGAUAAAUUAUUACGAUUUAAUUAGUUAUUAUUUUUUAUUAUAAAUACUUAGUACUAUCAAUAAUAUUAUUAUUAUUUCUAUCAUUAAGAUAAAUUUUUAUUACUUGUAGAAAUCAAAAUGAUAAAUCGGUUAUUUUUGUAUCAAUGAAUACUGUUUGACAUUUAUAACAUAAGAUUUAACGUGACGUUAAAGACUAGCGGAAGAAGAGAGUGCGAGCGGUGUUGAGGUAGGAGAAUAAACCUCUGAUCGUGCGUGAGCUAGCGAUAGACAGGUAAAAGCAACGAUUGACUGAAGGAGUUUGUUGUGAAAGAAUUGAAUGUGGUUAAUUCUAAAUAGUGGGAUACUCUCUAGGUCAAAAUAUUAUAAGACGGAUUAUCAUGUUAAUGAUUUAGUUGCGUCGUAGUAUAUAUUACUUAUAUGUUGAGUAAAAAUUUGAAAAAAAAAGUUUACUCGAAAAGCGUUGUGUUGCGAGACUUUGAGAGAAAGAAGUAGGGAAAAGGUGCGACGUGGGCGAUCAGAAUUGAGUACGUCUGUAUAAUUUCUUUAAUAUAGUCUAUUAGAAACGAUAGUUGAAUUUACGCACGAUCAUAGUCACGGUUAAGUGUAUUCAGUGCUCUAGAAUCCUAGUGUUCCAAAGAAAUUUUCCAAGUAGAAAAAAAAUAAAAAUAAAAGAUAGAGAAAUAGAAAAAAAAAGAGAGAAGCAAAAGGCGAUCUUCAUUGAGUGUGUGUAGCUAUAUAAUUGUCGUCGUUAUCAUUGUAUAGUAGGUUGCCCGUGCGCGGCGCGUUACUACUAACCAUUCUAAAAACGUUGAUACAUAGUACUGGUGCUCUUCUUUCUCGUAUUCACCGCAGUACCCUCUUGCUCUUGUCCGUUGGCUGUCUAUGUCUAUGUCUAUGUCUAUGUGUGUGUGUGUGUAGUUUCUUGAUUAUUAGCAAGUGCGCGGUGCCGCGGUUUCUUCUGCUCAUCGUUGUCAAGUGCUGAUGAUUUUAAAAAAUAACGACAACCAACAAUUAUCAUAUUUAAUAUAUUAAGACUCGUUUUAGGUCAGUGAGAACAUAAGGUUCGAUAAUAUUUUUGUGUAUAAUUCGUAGCGACGAGAAGAAACAAGCGGAUUGUAUUUUUCCCCUCACCAACCCUGUGGGACUAGAUUAUCAAUAAUAGCCGGCAGGUACAACAGUACUGACUACGGAAAUACGAAGCCAUAACCGCAAAAAAAGUCAUUUUAUUUUUUAUUUUAUUAUUUUGUGUUUUAAAUUAGUGAUUGAUAUUAAAUAAAAUUGCAGUUGUGUGUGUUUAGGAGUGAAGAAUGCGUUGACGCGAUAUUAAAAUAUCGUCAUAAGUGUUAUAUAUAUAUAUAUAUAUCUAUACGAAUAUAUAAUACGAUUAAAUAAAUUCAACGACUACACUACCGAUUGAGUUGAGAAGAGCGUGUACAUCGAGAGACAAGAGAGGCUAUACUAUAUCAUCAUAAUCAUAAUUUUCAUCACUACCAGUUAUCGUUGGUAAAAUAGCUGAUGGGUACGCGAUGUGAUAUUGGCUGUCAUUGAUGUACGUGAUACCUAAUACAACAAGUUGGAUUUAUAAUAACAAUAAUAAUAAUAGUUAUAAAAUUAAUAUUACUACUAAUAACAACAUAAGUAGUAUUAUUAUCACUCAAAACUUUAAAUUAUUAUUAUCUAAAAUUUACAAUCUAGUGCUGUGUUUUUUAGUUGAAUUUUCAUUGUCAAACGGUAGCAAUCACAAGUCACUCGAAUUUUAUUUGAUAAAAGCGGAAGAGACAAAGGUGGAGGUGGUGGCUUGCAAUUCAGAAUGAGCGGCCGUCCAAGGACCACCUCUUUUGCCGAGGGGACUAAACCUCCCGCAAAUCCGCCCCUGGGUGGCAUGAAGAUCAGCAGCAAGGAUGGAAGUAAAGUUACCACCGUGGUUGCCACUCCUGGUGCCGGUCCAGAUCAUCCACAGGAAGUGGCAUAUACUGAUACCAAAGUAAUUGGUAAUGGGAGUUUUGGAGUUGUAUAUCAAGCUAAACUCUGCGACAAUGGUGAAAUGGUGGCGAUCAAGAAAGUGCUACAAGAUAAAAGGUUCAAGAAUAGAGAACUCCAAAUAAUGCGACGAUUGGAACAUUGUAAUAUCGUUAAACUUAAAUACUUCUUCUACUCUAGUGGUGAUAAGAACGUCUUAAACUCAACUAAUCCAGUUUUUCAUGUGUCCAAGGAUGAAGUUUAUCUCAAUCUUGUUCUGGAAUAUAUACCGGAAACAGUGUAUAAAGUCGCGCGGCAUUACAGCAAGAGUAAACAAACGAUACCGAUGAGUUAUAUUAAGCUUUAUAUGUAUCAACUGUUUCGAUCGUUGGCAUAUAUUCAUUCACUAGGAAUUUGUCACAGAGACAUAAAGCCACAAAACUUACUCCUGGACCCAGAGAGCGGUGUAUUGAAACUCUGUGAUUUUGGUUCAGCUAAGCAUCUCAUCAGAGGAGAGCCUAACGUGUCUUACAUCUGUAGUCGUUAUUAUCGAGCACCAGAACUCAUUUUCGGUGCUAUCGAUUAUACUACAAAAAUCGAUGUUUGGAGCGCUGGUUGUGUAUUAGCAGAGUUAUUACUCGGUCAACCAAUUUUCCCCGGUGAUAGUGGUGUUGAUCAACUUGUAGAAAUAAUCAAAGUUCUCGGUACACCGACACGUGACCAAAUUCGCGAGAUGAAUCCAAACUAUACAGAAUUUAAAUUUCCCCAGAUUAAGUCACACCCUUGGCAAAAGGUAUUCCGAGCCCGUACUCCGCCAGAAGCAAUGGAUUUAGUAUCUCGGCUCCUCGAAUACACACCACCAUUACGAAUAACACCUCUGGCUGCAUGUGCUCAUCAGUUCUUUAAUGAAUUACGAGAUCAAGGAACACUAUUGCCAAAUGGCCGUGAAUUACCACCAUUAUUUAAUUUUACUGAACAAGAAUUGCGAAUUCAGCCGAAUUUAAAUUCGCAAUUACUACCUAAAUAUAUGCGAUCGUCGGAAACGACUACCGAUGGUGGACAGCCCACAGAAACUACGACGGCCACUGCAUCUGCCAGUGGUAAUUCAACUGAUAGCAAUGUUAACACGACAACACCUUCCGUCACACAAAAUGCAGAUGCUAAUCAAUCGACCAUGGCUUAAGUUAAAGUCAACUAAAAGAUAAAACAAAAAUAAAAAAAUAAUUAGAAUACAAAAAAAUAAUAAAAAAUUAUUUUUUAUCGUUACGAGUUUGGAGAUUUAUCAUUUAGAAAAAAAAGUACACAUUCUAAUUGAAUGGAUAAAUAAAUAAAAUUGAUUAUUUAUUAUAUCUUAUACAUUGUGAGAUAUGAACGUCCCAUUGUAAAUUGAACUCAAUUCAGACUCUUGAUCAUUUGAAACUGAUGUAAAAUUAUCUUUAUUUAUACUUAAAGCUUGAUUCUGUAAUUGUAUUUUUUUUAUUAUUAAUUUUGUAGUAAAAAAAAAAAAAAUAAUAUAUUAAUUCAGGUAGCGAUUAGCUUAAAGUAAUUAUUACAUCGGUUUUAUCAAGUGGAUUGAAUUCAGUGUAUAUAAUAGGAAAAACUGGUACGAGGCCUCUUAAGAAAGGUUUAUAUAUAAUAUUUGGUUAAAGAGAAAUGUUUUAACGUAAAUGAUGUGGUAGUACGUUAGAUUCGUUUGCGUCGUCUUUUUAUCAAGUGUUUGGACAAUGAAAAAAUAAAAAAUAAAAUUAAUUUAUAAGUACAGGUCGAUAUUAUAAUGAAGAAGCACCAUUAUAUGCAUACUUUUUUUAAAAUAAAUUGACGAAAAUUAAUUAAAAUAGAUACAAAUACACUAAUGAUUUAGUAUUAAUAUAAUGGAUACUGAUGCAAGUGCUUUUCUUAAAUGUUCGAUUGAUUAUUGUUAUUGUCGACUUUCUUAUUAUUGAUACUGUAGUCAUUUUUUAUUAAUAAUUAUAUAAUGAUUGCAAUUAGUCUUCUUCUUUAUCGUAAUUAAUGCGAAACUUUGUGAAUUAAAAUUACUCGAUUAUUAGUGUCAUAAUUUUUUUUUUGACAUCAAAUGGAAAAAAAAAAACGAAACUAAUAGUUCGAUGUAGUGAAAUUUGACUAUUGACUUCUAAAAAUUAUAAAGACAAGGUUAAAUUUUUAGUGAAAUAAAAUAUUGUUUAAAUAGUAAUUUAGUGUACAGUAGGUCUUGAGUGAUUGUCUAAAUUUGCUGGUUUAUUUUUUUCAUACCUUCGACGAAUACAGCAGAGUUGUAUAAUACAUAAUAUACUUUAUUAGCUCGAUUCAAAUUAAACGUUUAUUAUUAUAUUAUCACUAUUAUUAUUAUUAUUAUUAUUAUUACUAUUAUUAUUAAUAUUAUUUAAUUAAAUAUAUAUAUAUAUAUAUAUAUAUAUAUAUAUAUAUAUAUAUAUAUAUAUAAAUAAAAUUAUAAAUAUAAAUAUAUUUAAAUUGUAAGAAUGAAUUAUUAAGAUCAAAUAAUACUCUCUAUAUAAUAUAAUUCAUUACUAAUGUAUCUGAAAUGAAAAAGGAAUACGUUUUUUGAUGUAUUUUUUAACAUAACUAAAGAAAAAAAGAAAUAGAAACAAACAGUGCCUGCUAUUAUUGGUUUUCUUUUGCAUUAACACAUAAUUCAAUCCUUUACGGAUACUGUAAAAAUUCUAAUAAUUCUGAUUUAUUAUCUGAUUUACUAAUUAAUUUUAUUUUUACUUGACCGUUUGAUAAUUUUAUUAAAAUUUAUUAAUUUUCAUUAAUUUCAAGCGUAAAUAAUUAAUUAAAUCGAAUUAUCUGCAUAAUUUUUUUAUAAAUGAACAUAUUGUAGUGAUAUUAAUUCCUGAAGGAUUGAAUAAAUUGGUUAAUUUGAAAUUAUAUUCAUCGCACAUCAUUCAUAAACAUAUCAUUAUAUACUGAUAAUAGUGUGAAGAAAACAGAAUAAAACGUUCAACAGAGAAAUAGGAGUAAUAAGGAAAAAAACAAUAUUUUUUUCUUGCUAUUGAUAAAACAACAAUUUGUUGCAAUAUUUAUAGGACCCAGUACUGUUUUUUAUUUAAGCAAUAAAAUAAAUAACAUUAACAAAUUUGAAAUAUUUACUACGAACUAUACUUACCAAUAAUAUUUUAUUUCAAUAUUUGCAUUUAUCUAUAUUGAUUUUUAUAGUGAUUAUUUAUUUUAAUAACAUUUAAGUAGAUUAAUAAAACAAAUGUUGUCUAUUAAGAUCCGUCAUGAAUUGCCACGGCAGGUGUUACUCCACUUCCGCGCCCUACAAUCGUCUAAAGAAAUCUUUACUAAGUGUUAUAAAUUACUAACACCAAUACAAUCUAUAGUUAACAUACAGACAUGGAACUAACCCAAUAUGAUCAUUUGUUUUAAUAGUUGAUCGGUUUUAUAAAAUUAUGCAUGAAUCUAAUUUAAGAUAUGUGUUAUCAGUUUAAAUUACAUCUGAAAACACCAAAUUUGUCUCUUUAUGUUGGAGUAUGUAAUGUAUUUAAUUACAUUAUAUUUUAUCACUAUUUUUUCAAUUAAAAUUAUUAAAAGUUGCUAAAAAAAUAAUAAAUUUUCAGUUUCAGAUUUUUUUAAAAUUUUGUAAUUUGUUUUUAAAUACAUUUGAUGAUUGAAUUAAAAAAAUCGAAUUAUAAUUGAAAGAUUAAGAACGGGUCCCAUUUUUUACCUUCUUGCACUCAUCGAGAAUAAUCGUACUAUUUUUUUAGCAUUUGCAGAUUCAUCAUUUUUUCUUGAACAAAUAAAAAAAAAAACGCUCUAUUGAAAAUAGAUAAUUGAAUAAUCUAUAGAGUAGUAGAGUUUUUUCUAUUUUUUUUUGUUUAGAAAAAAUUCAUGAACGUUUAUUAGCUGGGAUCGCCUCUUAAAAAAUAAUGAAAUUUUUUCACUAAUUAUUAAGUAAUAAAAUGCCAACUCAUGAGUGAUUUUAAUUAAAUUUGUCUUUAUUUAAAAUUUUAUAAUUAUUUCUAUUUAUUCGAUUAUUGUAUGUUAAAGUUUAAAAUGUGCAUGUAAACGAGAUAAAAGGACGAUGCAAUAAUAAACUAAAUAGUGCUAUUACUAAAUUCUGUACAAAAUAACAAUGCCAGAUAAAAUUAUUAUGCUACCACUUAAACAAAAACGUUAAUAUUUCAAUGUUAUAAUUAAAGUAAAGAUAAAUAAAAUAUAUAAAAUCACUAUUAAUAGUAAUAAAACAUAAUAAUUAUGAUAAAUGUGCCCAUAAAUACAAAUGUCUAAAAAUCCUGGCACGUAAAUAUAUAGUAAUAUAACAAUUGUUUUCUCGUAUAUUUAAGUAGUGUUAAUGGAUAAAUAAAUAAAUGUAAAGAAUAAAUAAAACUAAAAACAUGACAAGUAAUCGAGUGAAUAAAUAAUUACGAAAAAAUGAUGAAAUUAUAAAAGUAAGCUUAUUUAUAUUAGUAUUAUUAAUAAUAAUAUUAUUAGGCCAAAACUUUAAAGACACAAUCGCUUAAAGAACAAAAGCGAUAUAAAAAAUAUUAUCGAUUUUUAAAAUGUAUUAUCAAAGCUAAUACCGGGAAUGACAUAAUAAUUCAAUCUAUGUGUGUGUAGACAUCUGUGUACUAAAACAAAAGAAAAUAAUUAUCUUACUUUUUGAAUUUAGUAUCUUCCUUCUUUAUUACGAAAAAUAUCAUGAGCACGUGCUUUUCAUAUACACGAUGUAACUGGAGAAACGAUAUUAAUUAAGUUUAUUAAUUACUUAAAUGGAUGAAUGUUUCAAUUCUAAA